Molecule: messenger RNA, 792 nt
Organism: Schistosoma turkestanicum
Lineage: Eukaryota; Metazoa; Platyhelminthes; Trematoda; Strigeidida; Schistosomatidae
Source: the annotation of a GenBank genome assembly
AUGCGUUUACUUAGUAAUCUUUGUAUUUCAAUUUUUUUAAUUUCAUUACCAGGACCAAACUCAGUUCAGCGUCGUCGUGGACGUCAAACAUACAGUCGAUAUCAGACAUUAGAAUUAGAAAAAGAGUUUCAAUACAGUCAUUAUUUAACACGAAGAAGACGAAUCGAAAUAGCUCAUAAUCUCUGUUUAACUGAACGACAAAUCAAAAUUUGGUUCCAAAAUAGAAGAAUGAAGUUGAAAAAAGAACGUCAACAAAUCAAAGAAUUAAACGAUGAAACAACUCGCCAAACCACUACAGAUCCAAUUCACCACAGCCGACGUGAAAUGAGCUCAUCACAUCAAUUCUUUGAAAUGAUGAAUUCAAACAACAGUAAUAAUUAUUAUUCAGCAACUUCUAAUCCAAGAAUUAUUGAUUCAAAAGACAGCUGUCAACUUGAAUGUAAACCAUUGUCGUUACAUAAAAAAUCAGGUCUAAUUCCAAAAUUACUAGGUAACAAUAUGCAAUCAGAUCCAAUGAUUACAGGAGGAUUCUUACCAUCAGCUAAUAGGAGUCUACAAUCAGCUAUCAGCUAUCCUGAAAGUCAAGGUGGACUUGGUCAAGAGGACUCUGAGGAUUGUGAACCAAUGGAUAGUGAAGACGAUGAGGAUGAAGAUGAUUUUUGUGAGUCAGAUGACAUUCAUGGGGUUAAAGUUUCCAAACUUCCACAUGAAUUUACUAAUCCUCACUUGAUGAGAACAAAUAUACUACGCGACAAAUUGAUAUCAAUUAGGAGAUUAAACUGUUUUUGUUAG